Molecule: messenger RNA, 4925 nt
Organism: Antechinus flavipes (yellow-footed antechinus)
Lineage: Eukaryota; Metazoa; Chordata; Mammalia; Dasyuromorphia; Dasyuridae
Product: protocadherin beta-2-like
Exons: 1
Coding region: 324-2696 (790 amino acids)
Biological process (GO): homophilic cell-cell adhesion
Cellular component (GO): plasma membrane
Molecular function (GO): calcium ion binding
Source: RefSeq, a predicted model, not a curated record
ACCCGUUGAAAGACAUAAAGAUAUUCAAGACAGGGCAUCUGGCAUGAUUAUUUAAACUACAUUCUGGGAUCAUGAUGAACCGCAUGGUGGCGAUGCAGGCUAAGAAGACGCAGAAAAGAUCAGCGGAUACGCCAAUUCCCAGAAAACAGUGCUGAAUCAGUCAAGAAGAGGAGCUUUCUUAACGAGCUAAAGGAAGGGUUCGGGCGCCUCGUAUUUCUGAGAUACCAGUCAGACUGAGGAAAGUUAUAGCCUCGAAUUGUCGUUUGCAGUUGCGCUAGGACACAGUGGUUGAGAGGAGGAGAUCAAAAAUAGAGGAAGGAGCGAUGAUUCCUCAGCAAAGGCAAGUUCUCUUUCUCCUUGUUCUUCUGGGUGUGUCUGGGGCGGCCUCGGAGCCGGAGCAGUUUUCUGUAGUGGAGGAAAUGGAGAGAGGCUCUUUUGUGGCCAAUGUGGCAAAGUCCUUGGACCUGGAGGUAGGGGAGCUGUCAGAUCGGGGAGGCAUGGUCUCUUUCAAAGGGAACAAAGAGUAUUUGCAGCUGAACCGUAGAACUGGGGAUCUGCUCCUGAGAGAGAAACUGGAUCGAGAGGAGCUGUGUGGAACGGCUGAACCCUGUGUGCUGACUUUUCAGAUCUUACUAGAAAAUCCCUUUCAGAUUAUUCUGGCUGAAUUACGGAUACAAGACAUUAAUGAUCAUUCCCCAGUGUUCUUAGAAACUGAGAUGCUCCUGAAAAUUCCUGAGAGCACCUUACCCGGGACUGUAUUUCUGCUAGAAAGUGCUAGAGAUUUGGAUGUAGGAAACAACAGUAUCCAGAACUACAUACUCACUCCCAAUUCACUUUUCCAUAUUCAAAUUCGAGAUAGCAAUGAGGGCAGGAAAUAUCCAGAGCUUGUUCUGGAUGAAACAUUGGACCGGGAGAAGCAGUCUGAGGUCACUUUAAUUCUCACUGCAGUGGAUGGGGGAAUCCCACCAAGGUCUGGAACUGCCCAAGUCCGAGUUCUCGUAGUGGAUAUCAAUGACAACGCACCAGUGUUUGCUCAGUCUCAAUAUAACAUUCACAUCCCUGAAAACAGUUCCAUUGGAUCCAAGGUUGUCACAGUUUCUGCCACAGAUUUAGACGCAGGGAAUUAUGGAGAAAUAUCUUACACAUUUUUGUAUCCCUCUGAAAACAUUCGUAAAACUUUUCACCUUAAAGAGAAAUUAGGUGAACUUUACUUGAGGGAAAAUGUGGACUUUGAAUCAAUUCAAUCUUACAUUAUAAAUGUCCAAGCCAUAGACGGUGGGGGUCUUUCAGCACAAUGUACUGUUAUUGUUCAGGUGACAGAUCUGAAUGAUAAUCCUCCAGUGCUGACCAUAUCUUCACUUAUCAAUCCCAUCCCAGAAAAUUCUCCUGAGACAGUGGUUGCUGUCUUCAGGGUUUCAGAUCUGGAUUCUGGGGAAAAUGGAAAGAUGGUUUGCUUCAUCCAAGAUGACCUUCCUUUUGCCCUGAAACCUUCCAUUGAGAACUUCUAUACAUUGGUAACAGAAGGAGCACUGGACAGAGAGUACAAGGCUGAGUACAACAUCACUAUUACAGUGAUGGACUUGGGCUCCCCGAGACUCAAAUCCGAGCACAAUAUCACAGUGCUCAUCUCUGAUGUCAAUGAUAAUGCUCCUGUAUUUUCUCAAACAGCCUACAAAUUGUACCUGCAGGAGAACAACAGUCCUGCCCUCCACAUUGGCCGUGUCAGUGCCAGUGACAGGGACUCAGGAAUCAAUGCCAAAGUCACCUACUCUCUGCUGCCUCUAGAGACUGGAGAACUGCCCCUCUUCUCCUACAUCUCUAUCAACUCAGACAAUGGUCAUCUCUAUGCUCUGCGAUCCCUGGAUUAUGAAGCCAUCCAAACUUUCCAGUUCACUGUGAGGGCAGCUGAUGGUGGCUCUCCAUCACUGAGCAGCCAGGUUCUGGUUCAGAUUGUGGUCCAGGAUGAGAAUGAUAAUUCUCCCUUUGUUCUGUACCCCCUGCAGAAUGGCACAGCUCCCUGCAAUGAUCUGGUGCCCAGAACUGCAGAGCCAGGUUACCUGGUUACCAAAGUAGUAGCUGUGGAUAGGGACUGGGGACAGAAUUCUUGGCUUUUCUACCAGCUACUCAAGUCCACAGACCCAAGCCUCUUCACUUUGUGGGCCCACAAUGGGGAAGUUCGCACAGCAAGACCCAUCAGUGACAAAGAUGCCAUCAAGCAGAGGCUUGUAGUGCUGGUGAAGGAUAACGGACAGCCAUCUCUGUCUACAAUGGCUACACUAGAUGUGCUUCUGGUGGAUGGCUUCUCUGAGCCCUACUUGCAGCUACCAGAUGCAUCUAAGGAGCAGGUCCAAACUGAUUCCCUAACCACCUACCUAGUCAUUUCCCUGGCCUCUAUCUCCUUCCUCUUUCUGGUCUCUGUUUUUAUGUUCAUUGCCAUUUGUCUGUGGAAGAGAAAGAAGAAUACCACUGUCAUUAAUCAAAUAACUUCAAAUAGCUCAUUCCCAGGUCACUUGGUGGAUGUCAGCAGGACGGGAACUCUGUCCCAGAGUUACCAGUAUGAGGUGUGUUUGACCAGUGACUCAGGAACCAGUGAAUUUAAGUUCCUAAAGCCAAUUAUUUCCACCCUUCCUACUUUGGAAGUAAAUGAAAACUCGAUUGAAAACUCAGCUUUAAGGAAUAGCUUUUGCUUUACUUAGGAUUUGAUAUGUGCUACAAUACAUAGAGGCUAGGUUUUAUGGCAUCCUUCCCUUUCCUCUUUCAUUAGUUGCUUGUCUUCCUAUAGCAUGAAAAGAGUAAUAUUCCAUACUUUUACAUUUUGUCAUAAGGUUUUAAAUUUCCAUUCCAAUCCUACACACAUAUUUUCCUUUUCUCCCUGCAUUCUUUCCCUGUAAAUCUUUCUCUUCUCUUUUUGUUCCCUUACAUCUUAAAAUUAUACCCUAUUAAUUUUUUUAAUAAGUGGACCACCAUAUGUUCCCUUUCUCAUUUAAAAUUCAAAUGUUAACAUUUCUUAGUCAAGUAAUUCAGCCAAUGUUUUUCAAGUGCUCAAAUUUGAUUGUGACUCCUUACUCUCACUCAGACUUAUCCUUUCCUGUAUGACUAACAAAAGAAUGUUUACCAAGCAUUCUUUCUUAUUAUGACAAUAAAAAUAAUUGUGGUUCUCUUGAAGGGCAUUCUAAGCAUCUACUCUGACCUUCGGGGGGAUUUUUCUCCUCUUAUUUACUCUCCACCACUUUUAACAUUUAAGAUCUUCAGAGAACAGUGAUAAUCUUGUAACUUAUUAGCUGUGGCCCUGUAAUUUUUAUAAUUUACCAUAUACUUAAAAAAAAUUAAGAUUGAAGCUAUUUGCUUGGAUUUUGUUCUUAAGUGUUGCAUUGACAUCACUGAAAAUAUUCUUAUUUGUUGUUUCUGAUGUCAGUUCCCUAAACAAUGUCUAAAAAACAAGGUCUAAUAAAGAACUAAUGAUUGAUGAAAAAAUUGGUAUAACACAUCUUCAUGAAGGAAUGAAAAAAUUAUAUGGUAAAUUCUUGUGAAGAAAGAGUAUGUGAAAAAAAGAAAGACUAUGUGCUGGUUUGGAGACAAUUGGGAAAUACUAAAUGAAGACUUCUCAUCAUUGAAUAUUCCAAUGACAUUGCUCAUUUAUGAUGAUUUCUAAUCUUUACACAUUCUCAAUAUAAAUUUGAAGAAGUGGGGUCAUGCCUGUUGUUAUUGUUCUUUAAAGUCAUCUUUAUGAGCUACUUUGUAUGUGUUUAUGCCACUUUUCCUCUUUAGUUCCAUAGAUUUGAAUAUUUGCAUCAUUUGCAUGAAGUCCUCUACCUUGCAGGGUUGUUGUGAGGUUCAAAUGAGAUGUUUAUAAAGUUCUUAGCACAGUACUUAGCAAAUAAUAAGUAUUAAUAAAUGGUUAUUAUUUUCUCCCCUCAGGGCCUGAAAAUAAGUUUAAAUAACUAUGACUUUGUUUUCUCUUUUGAUUAUUUAAAUAAUUUUUCAAUAUGAAGGAACAUUCCACUUCAUGAGUGUCACCAUUUUGGACAAUGUUCAUGCUUUUGUAAUAUCUGUUUGAGAUCUUGGAGAGACUUCAUACAUACCUCUUCUGCAUUUUAUUACGGAAUGUCUGACUCAGAAGGUUUUCCUAAUUUUUCAACUCAGUGUUCAAUCAAUGUUCAAUUUUGAAGAAAUACUAUUUAUGACACAUUUUUAAUUUUUACAGAACAUAUUAUCACUUGAAUUUGAAAGUAGAAGAAAGUUGUAUUUAUUUGAGGUCACUUUAUCCUUUAACCUGCAAAAACAUUUUUAUUAUUUUAAAAGAUAGAUUAAGAUAAUAAACCAUAUCUCACUCUAUCACUAUUUGGAAUUCAAUGUUAAUUGGGAUUCAAUGGGAUUCAAGCACUUUUCUUCUUUUCAUGAGCUGAUGCACAAAGAUGGGUGAUUUUUUUCAAAUUGAGGAACAACUCACCAAUGACUUAAUAGACAAUUGAUAGAGAAGAGCCUCUGGCACACAAAUAUUCAGUGGCUCAAUUAUGGUCACAUAAGUAAUAAACAUCAAAAGAGAAAUUUUUUUACUGUUCAUUCCUGACUCCAAUUAAACAGGUUUUCUCUUAAGCCAUACUGUCUCUUUUUGGGAGUAACAUUUCCACUUAAAAAUGAUCCUGUUGUUUGCAAUUCUAGAUCUAUGAUCUUACAUCAUUAAAACCUAAAAUAGAGAGUGUGAAAGUGGGAUGGAGGGGGUGUUUUCAGUGUCUUAACAUUAACAGUAGGAUUGGUAUAUACUGCAUUUGAAUUUUAUUCUUUUUCUUUUUUCUUCCCUUUUGCUCUUCUGGUUGUUUUAAAAAUUGAUUUAGCAAAUUAGCAAUUUUGUAAAUCAAAGUCAUUGUCUUCUUGGUAGUAGAGGAAAGGAACAAAAUUAAAAGCUAUUUCAGAAUUAUUCCCUG